AUGACCAAUGGUACUAUACCACCGCCUAAUCUAUACCCUGAAGGACGAUGGACAAAUAACAAAACUUGGGUGGAAUAUCUUGCGGAAUCUUUGAAUGUCGAUCUAAGAGAUAUGGCAUUUGGCGGUGCAACAGCUGAUAAUAAUAUCGUGGAUAAUGAAAAUGAAAGUAACUCGACUUUAAAACAGAAAUAUGCAAUAUGGUCGUCUGUUAAAACACAAAUCGAUUAUUUCAUUCAAAAUGCCACACAACCUGAUAAAUACCUAACAACUUACAUGAUUUGGAUUGGUGGAAACGAUUAUCGAAUUAUUGUAGAGAAAAACAUGACAACAAAACCUGAAACCAUAAUAGCUUCAAUGGGAGAAUCUUUAACACGUCUGACUACAUCGGUCGGCGCACGGAAAUUUCUAAUCUACAAUCUGCCACCACUCGAAAUCGCACCAUUAAUUCAAACACACUUCACAGCUGACCAACAAGAUCAACUAAAGAAUCUAGUCGAAGCUCACAAUGCUCAACUUGAUGUGAUGGUGAAAAACUUUUCAUUAAAUUAUCGAGUUACUGCUCGCGUUUUUGAUUUAUACAACUUGACCAAUGAAAUCUUAAAUGAUCCUGAAAAAUAUCAAUUUAAGAAUGUCAAAGAUCCUUGUUUGAAUUAUUAUGAUGGAAUUUUCACAAAUAAUAGCGGUAUUAAUGAUACUUUUACCACUAAUAAUAACGUCACAGUAGAGCAUUGUGAACAGGCAGACACGUAUUUGUUUUGGGAUAGACUUCAUCCGACUGCAAGUGCUCAUCGUCUUCUUGCCGAUAAAAUUGGUGAAUAUUUGAAAUCGCCGGAUGGUUAUUGCUUAUUUAAUGAACUAUGUAAUUUAGGAUAA
Molecule: messenger RNA, 873 nt
Organism: Ambispora leptoticha
Lineage: Eukaryota; Fungi; Glomeromycota; Glomeromycetes; Archaeosporales; Ambisporaceae
Source: the annotation of a GenBank genome assembly